AUGAGCGACAGUGAACAUCCUGAGCAACUUGAGAUACUUAUCAAGCCCUCAAGAGGCGACAAAAAGACAGUAUGUGUAUCGUCGAAGGCUACGGUCGCUGAAUUGAAAGAUAAACUCUCAGAGCUUUAUGAUAUUCCUGCUUCAAAUCAACGUCUCAUUUACUCCGGCCGUAUUCUCAAAGACGACCAGAGUUUGGAAGUCUAUAGCAUCAAGUCGGGCCACUCUCUGCACUUGGUUAAAGGAGGAUCAAAAUCAGGUGCUCAAUCAACCUCUAUGGCGGUUCAAGAACCACAAUCAAGGGCUCAAGAGGGACCUGGCGCCACGCAUGGUGUUCCUACUAAUAUCGCUUCCGGCGCCGGCACAGGCAAUGUCUUGUCUGAUUUAACUGGUGCGCGCUAUGCUGGAUUCGCAAAUUUACCUAGUGCAAGCAUGUUUGGUCCAGAUGGUGGUAUGGGCCCCACACCCGAUAUUGACCAGGUGCUAUCGAUGAUGGAGCGUCCCGGGUUUUCAGAGGCAAUGCAAAUGUUAUUGUCUGACCCGGAUACAAUGUCUCAAAUGAAUCCUAUGCUAGAUUCGAUGCCACCUGCUCAAGCUCAACAAUUCAGGGAGUUUUUGCGCACCCCAGAGUUCCGCCAGUUGAUGUCUGACCCUCAGGCACUUCGGCAAAUGUUCCAGCAAGCACAAAUGCUCCGUAACCUUUUUGAAAAUUCAGGUGAAUCCGGAGGAUCGUUUGGUGGUUUCCCGGCUCCAGGACCUACUGAGCCCAACGACAGUAACGCGAACUCUAGUGGGAGUGGACAGAAUCCCCUUCUGUCUUUUCUUGGUAACUCAGCUGGAAACUCCAAUAAUCAGUUUCCUGACCUUUCAGCACUGCUUGGUUCUGGUCUAGCUGGUUCGGGAGCUGCUGCCGCUGUUCAAGAGGACAGUCGGCCCCCCGAAGAACGCUAUGAACAUCAACUAGCACAGCUCAAUGAACUAGGAUUCUAUGAUUUUGACCGGAAUAUCAGGGCCCUGCGGCGAUCAGGGGGGAAUGUAGAGGGCGCUAUAGAUGCACUCCUGGAUGGUGCUUUUUAA
This is a messenger RNA of Wickerhamiella sorbophila, 1074 nucleotides long. Its product is annotated as Ubiquitin domain-containing protein DSK2. The record is from RefSeq and is a predicted model, not a curated record. Gene Ontology annotation, biological process: ubiquitin-dependent protein catabolic process. Gene Ontology annotation, molecular function: polyubiquitin modification-dependent protein binding. The transcript has a single exon. Gene Ontology annotation, cellular component: cytosol. Lineage: Eukaryota; Fungi; Ascomycota; Dipodascomycetes; Dipodascales; Trichomonascaceae. Bases 1 to 1074 code for a protein of 357 amino acids.